CAGACGGGUCGAAGGAUGGUGGACAGCGUGUACCGGACCCGCUCCCUGGGGGUGGCGGCUGAAGGGCUCCCGGACCAGUACGCGGACGGAGAGGCGGCGCGCGUGUGGCAGCUCUACAUCGGGGACACCCGCAGCCGCACUGCGGAGUACAAGGCCUGGCUGCUCGAGCUACUGCGCCAGCACGGCUGCCAGCGGGUGCUCGACGUGGCCUGCGGCACCGGGGUGGACUCCAUCAUGCUGGUGGAAGAGGGCUUCAACGUGACAAGCGUGGAUGCCAGUGACAAGAUGCUCAAGUAUGCUCUCAAGGAGCGCUGGAACCGGAGGCACGAUCCUGCCUUUGACAAGUGGGUCAUUGAAGAAGCUAACUGGAUGACUCUGGACAAAGAUGUGCCCCAGCCACCAGGGGGUGGCUUUGAUGCUGUCAUCUGCCUUGGAAACAGUUUUGCCCACUUGCCAGACUGCAAAGGGGACCAGAGUGAGCACCGGCUGGCCCUGAGGAACAUUGCGAGCAUGGUGCGGUCAGGGGGCGUGCUGGUCAUUGAUCACCGCAACUACGACCACAUCCUCAGCACAGGGUGCGCACCCCCAGGAAAAAACAUCUACUAUAAGAGUGACUUGACCAAGGACAUCACGAUGGGGCCGGGGCUCUGUUGCAGUAAGUUCCGGCUCUCCUACUACCCUCACUGCCUGGCAUCCUUUACGGAGUUGCUUCGAACAGCCUUCGGGGGCAAGUGCCAGCACAGCGUCCUGGGCGACUUCAAACCUUACAAGCCGGGCCAGGCCUACAUUCCCUGCUAUUUCAUCCAUGUGCUCAAGAAGAUGGCCUGAGCAAGCCCUCGGCUCCCUCCCUCUGGGGAGGAGGGGACCGGUGGCCCCUUCGGUGCGGAUCCUGGGGGUGUGGGGAGGGGCAGACUGCCGCUGGGCUCAGGAGGACGGAAAGCUGAACAAUACAGUCUGUGCCUGUUCA
This is a messenger RNA of Odocoileus virginianus texanus, 967 nucleotides long. The record is from RefSeq and is a predicted model, not a curated record. Lineage: Eukaryota; Metazoa; Chordata; Mammalia; Artiodactyla; Cervidae.